ACUUGCUUUCUUUUUCGCUAAACGUCACUUUUGGUUGGUAUUGUUUUUGCGAGUGCUUCAACAAAUAUCCCAAUUUUUUUUAAUUUUAGUCAUCAAACGUUAGAAAAUAAUAUAAGAAAAAUGCCACACAUGGUGACUAUGGGUAAUGGCCAAAGCCAAACCAUCCAAGAGAUGUUGGCAUGCAUCGAAAGAUACAACCCCGACCAUUUAAAGACAUUGGAGUCAUAUGUCGAGGAACAGGCCAAAAACAAUACCUAUGAUCUGGAGGCAAAUUUAGCCGUCUUGAAGUUGUAUCAAUUCAAUCCCCAUAUGCUAAACUAUCACAUUACCAAUACCAUUCUGUUGAAGUGUCUCACCAACCUGCCACAUACCGAUUUUGUUAUGGCCAAGUGUUUGUUGCUGCCACAACAAAUGAAAAACGAAAUUGUUCAGACCAUUAUUGAUUUGGCUGAUAUUUUGGAACGUGCCGAUUUCACUUUGUUCUGGCAGAGAGCUGAUAUGAACACAAUGUUAUUCCGUCACAUUGCCGGUUUCCAUGAUUCGAUACGCAAAUUUGUUUGCCAUGUCGUGGGCAUUACCUUCCAGACAAUUAAAAAGGAUUUGCUGAAGGAGCUCUUGGGUGGUAUUGAAGAUUCUACAUUGGAAAAAUGGGUAAAACAAAAUGGCUGGAAGACUCAAGGUAGUCUAGUAUUAAUUGCAUCCCAAGAUGAGAAAAUCAAAACCAAGAAUAUCACCGAAAAGAUUGAAUUCGACAAUCUGGGAGGUUUGAUGGCACAAUGCUUGUAAAGUGGAUAAAAAAAUUUACCAACCAACUACCACCAGAGGAUAAAAAACAUUAUAUUCCACUCAAUAUAAAACUCUUUUUCUAUAGUAAAAAAUAAAAAUUUGAAACAUCAUAUGAGUUUUCAUAGAAAAGA
Molecule: messenger RNA, 917 nt
Organism: Stomoxys calcitrans (stable fly)
Lineage: Eukaryota; Metazoa; Arthropoda; Insecta; Diptera; Muscidae
Gene: eIF3k
Product: eukaryotic translation initiation factor 3 subunit K
Exons: 3
Coding region: 121-786 (221 amino acids)
Biological process (GO): regulation of translational initiation
Cellular component (GO): cytoplasm; eukaryotic translation initiation factor 3 complex
Molecular function (GO): translation initiation factor activity; ribosome binding
Source: RefSeq, a predicted model, not a curated record